AUUCAGGCUCCGUCCUGACGAGGCCGUGGCCUGUGACUCAGGGCCCCCCAGCCCCUCCCUUCCAACCCACCAGCGUCACCCCCCAGCCCCGAGCUGGACCGCACACCUUGGGACACGGUUUUCCACUUCCUAAGGACGAGUCCCAGACUGGAGGAGAGGUCCGAGGAGGUGGGCGUUGGACUCUUCGCGAGGACCCCGGCGGCGGGCCCCGGGGAGGCGGCCGAGGUGGCAGCGGCCGGGGGCGACAUGGCGGAGGAGCAGGACCUCUCCGAGGUGGAGCUGAGCCCCGUGGGCUCCGAGGAGCCCCGCUGCCUGUCCCCGGGGAACGCGCCUUCGCUGGGGCCCGACGGCGGGGGCGGCGGCGGAUCGGGCCUGCGAGCCAGCCCUGGGCCCGGAGAGCUGGGCAAGGUCAAGAAGGAACAGCAGGACGGCGAGGCGGACGAUGACAAGUUCCCCGUGUGCAUCCGCGAGGCCGUCAGCCAGGUGCUGAGCGGCUACGACUGGACGCUGGUGCCCAUGCCGGUGCGCGUCAACGGCGCCAGCAAGAGCAAGCCGCACGUCAAGCGGCCCAUGAACGCCUUCAUGGUGUGGGCGCAGGCGGCGCGCAGGAAGCUGGCCGACCAGUACCCGCACCUGCACAACGCCGAGCUCAGCAAGACGCUGGGCAAGCUCUGGAGGCUGCUGAACGAGAGUGACAAGCGUCCCUUCAUUGAGGAGGCUGAGCGGCUCCGGAUGCAGCACAAGAAGGACCACCCGGACUACAAGUACCAACCACGGAGGCGGAAGAAUGGGAAGGCGGCCCAGGGGGAGGCGGAGUGCCCGGGCGGGGAGGCCGAGCAGGGCGGCGCUGCCGCCAUCCAGGCCCACUACAAGAGUGCCCACCUGGACCACCGGCACCCGGGAGAGGGCUCCCCAAUGUCAGACGGGAACCCCGAGCACCCCUCAGGUCAGAGCCAUGGCCCACCCACUCCUCCAACCACCCCAAAGACAGAGCUGCAGUCGGGCAAGGCAGACCCCAAGCGGGAUGGGCGCUCCAUGGGGGAGGGCGGGAAGCCUCACAUCGACUUCGGCAACGUGGACAUCGGUGAGAUCAGCCACGAGGUAAUGUCCAACAUGGAGACCUUUGAUGUGGCUGAGUUGGACCAGUACCUGCCGCCCAAUGGGCACCCAGGCCAUGUGGGCAGCUACUCAGCAGCUGGCUAUGGGCUGGGCAGUGCCCUGGCUGUGGCUAGUGGACACUCUGCCUGGAUCUCGAAGCCGCCAGGCGUGGCUCUGCCCACGGUCUCGCCACCUGGGGUGGAUGCCAAAGCCCAGGUGAAGACGGAGACCGCGGGGCCCCAGGGGCCCCCGCACUACACCGACCAGCCAUCCACCUCGCAGAUCGCCUACACCUCCCUCAGUCUGCCCCACUAUGGCUCCGCCUUCCCCUCCAUCUCGCGCCCCCAGUUUGACUACUCUGACCAUCAGCCCUCAGGACCCUAUUACGGCCAUUCGGGCCAGGCCUCUGGCCUCUACUCGGCCUUCUCCUACAUGGGGCCCUCGCAGCGGCCCCUCUACACGGCCAUCUCUGACCCCAGCCCCUCAGGGCCCCAGUCCCACAGCCCCACACAUUGGGAGCAGCCAGUAUAUACGACGCUGUCUCGGCCUUAAAGGGGGCCCUGUCACCACAGCCCUGCCUGGCCUCUCUGGGUAGCACGUCCCUUCCCCCAGCCCUUGCGCCCUGUUUCUCGCCCAUCUCAGGCCUGGUGGUGGCUGUGGAAGAGGCUGGAGAGGCUGACAGCUGAGGGAAGGCUUUCUGUCUGGUUCACAGCCUUUGAUGAUCCCACCCCAUCCUAUCCAGGCUCCAACCCAGGCAAGGCCCUGGGCUACUAGGCUGGGCAGAGGAGAAGGAGGUUGAUCGUUGCCCCUAGACUGAAAGAUGAGGGGCUGCACCUUCCCCCCAGGAAUGACCCUCGAUCCCAGGACCUGAGAAGGACCCGCUCAUCCUCCUCUGGGAGGAGGGGAAAGCAUCUAGGGUUGGAUGGGAACCAGAGGCCUUGCCACUCCUGUGCCCGUGUCUGCUCUUGCAUGGAGAAUGAGGGGUCUGACAUAACCAUGCCACCUGUGCCACAUGCCUAAGAGCAAGGCCAACCAGAGACCUGCAUCAUUGCCUAGAGCAGACUACAUCUGCCCCUCGGGCUGAGGACAACUUUGAACACCCUCGGCGGGUAUAGGGCUGGGAUGGGGGCUCAGAGGGAGGUCUCAUCCCCUCAGUGCCCCUUCCCCUCCUGAACACAGGAAGGAAUUGGCACAGAGGUCUCCAGAUCCAAUUCUGUGCCAAUAGCCUCAUUCUUUGUCUUACUGAGAAAGACAGCCCCCUUCCUACUCCACUACAACCUCCCAGACCAUGAGGGGUAUCCCAGGAAGCGAGGAGGCAGGGGCUCCAGGAAAGGAUUCCCAGACAAUUCACGGAGCCUUCCUCCUGGGCUCCUCGCCAACUCCCUCUUCCCUCAUCAGGCUCUGUGGUCCCUGCUCUGUCAGCCCCAACUCCUUGGGCUUCCCAGAGAGUUAUAGCUGCUCAGGCCCAAACCCUCGGCUCCAGGAGGAGACGCAGGGCCCAGCCCCCAGGUUGCUGGCAGCAGGCUGAAGACACUAAACUCCUGACAUGUACAUUCUGCCCUGGCCUUUUGCCCUUUGCCUCCCAGUGGUAUUUGAAUAAAGUAUGUAGCUCUGUCUGCCCCUAUUUUCCUGUUCUGCAUCCCCCUCGAUCCACAUGUAAUGCAUUACUGCUCCCCUCUUAUUUAUCUCAGUAGCUUCCUCUCCCCUCUCCCCUCCCCUAGCUCCUCCAGCCCCUAUUAACUCUGCAUUAAGCAUUCCACAUAAUAAAAUUAAAGGUUCCAGUUA
Molecule: messenger RNA, 2883 nt
Organism: Equus quagga
Lineage: Eukaryota; Metazoa; Chordata; Mammalia; Perissodactyla; Equidae
Gene: SOX10
Product: SRY-box transcription factor 10
Exons: 4
Coding region: 247-1650 (467 amino acids)
Biological process (GO): neural crest cell migration; negative regulation of transcription by RNA polymerase II; enteric nervous system development
Cellular component (GO): nucleus
Molecular function (GO): RNA polymerase II cis-regulatory region sequence-specific DNA binding; DNA-binding transcription factor activity, RNA polymerase II-specific
Source: RefSeq, a predicted model, not a curated record